Messenger RNA from Gloeophyllum trabeum ATCC 11539, 1488 nucleotides. RefSeq names its product cytochrome P450. Lineage: Eukaryota; Fungi; Basidiomycota; Agaricomycetes; Gloeophyllales; Gloeophyllaceae. Gene Ontology annotation, molecular function: heme binding; monooxygenase activity; iron ion binding. The coding region runs from base 1 to 1488 and encodes 495 amino acids. The transcript is spliced from 10 exons. The record is from RefSeq and is a predicted model, not a curated record.
AUGGCUCUAUCUCACAUAACUUAUGGAUUGACUAGUCUUGUCCUCCUCUUCGCUGUCUAUCUGAAAUACAGCCGCAGGUCGACACCUGUUCCACCUGGACCGCGCAGCUGGCGUAUUGGCGGCGUCACGCACCUAAUCCCCAAGAAGCAUCCGUGGCUAUCGUACGCAAGAUGGAGCGAGAGGUUUGGUCCAAUCAUCUCGUUUCGCGUAUACAACCAGACCGUCGUCGUGUUGAACGAUACUAAGGCAGUUCACGAGCUGCUGGACAAGCGGCAGGCGUUCUACUCCGAUCGUCCGCGCUCGUGGAUGCUCCACGACCUGUGUGGCCGAGCGAAUACUGUUUUCAAUAUUUCUGCCACCAAUGAUAGGCAUAGGAAAUACAGAACGCUCCUCCGGGGCGGUCUUAGUCCCCAGGCGACACUGUCCUACGCCCCACUGCUGGAGUGCGAACUGGCAGAUCUUGUGACGCGCCUCAAUGAUUCGCCUGCGUUAUAUCGAGAACACAUUAGAAGGAACGCCGCAGCUAUUAUUAUGAGAGUAGCUUAUGGCUAUACUGUUGCUAAGGACAACGAUCUAUUUGUGCGCACUGCGGAGGAGGCAUCGCAGAUCAGCGGCCUUGCAAUGGCUCCAGGGCGUUGGUUGGUGAAUUACUUUCCUCUCCUGCGUUUCGUGCCAGGUUGGUUUCCAGGUGCUGGAUUCCAGAGACAAGCCGCAAUAUGGAGGAAAGAGCUCGACAAACUGUCGGGCGUGCCUCAUCAGUGGGUUCGCGAUCAAAUGGCAGCUGGCAUCGAUAACGAUUGCUUCACCACACGACUCCUGAAGCCCAGCAGCGGGAAGGUUGCCAGCGUAGAUGAGGAGGAUAUUAUCAAAUGGGCUGCGGGGGGUCUCUACGCAGGCGCCGCUGACACGACAUUCUCAGCACUGGUCUCAUUCAUCCUACUUAUGGCUGUCCAUCCGGACGUACAGGAUCGUGCUCGGGCGGAGAUUCUCGAACUUACAGGGGCGGACCGUCUGCCGUUUGUCAGCGAUAUUCCGCAGUUUCACUAUCUGUCCGCCGUGUUGAAGGAGGUGCUGCGAUUCGCCCCCGUUGCGCCCUUGGCUCUACCUCACCAGGUAACUCAGGAAGAUGAGUAUGGUGGUUACCGUAUUCCGAAGAAUGCGACGGUCAUGGCUAAUGUCUGGUCCAUCAUGCAUGACGAGACGCUCUACCCUGAUCCGUAUACCUUUGAUCCCAGUCGAUUUAUCCCAGUCAAAUCUGGGGAUAGUUUACAGCCGGAUCCUCGAGGAUACUCGUUUGGUUUCGGGAGACGCACUUGCCCAGGUUCACAUUUUGCUGAGACGUCCAUGUUGCUGAUCAUGGCUGGGAUCCUGCUCAAGUUCGAUAUUUCCUCAUCUCGCCCACGGCCCGCCAUCCAUCCACUCGAAUUUACGAGUGGUAUUACGAGCCACAUCAAACCGUUCGAUAUAAAUAUUGUUUCACGCAAGUAA